CGCCAAACGACACCACGUGCCCCAAAGACCACUUAAGUAGCAGCGCAACCACGAGAACCACCGACCCUUGCGGGUAAUAAACGUAACCGAGGAAACUCCACCUCGGACACCCCAACCCCCCCUAGAAAAGAACACAGAAUGGCCCUACCCGACCUGAGCCUAAUGCCAAACCCGCUACCCGGCUUCGGUAGCGGAGCCCCCGCCAAACCCGCUAUCAGAGUCCCUGCGACCCAAACCCCCCCUACAACCCCGGGCAUAAACAUGGACAGUAGCGGCCUGACAGAGGAAGUCCAGCCAUCCCAACUCCGGGUCUCAGAGAAAGAAUUCUCAGCCACACCCGAGCCCCAACAAACCCGCGAAGCGAAGAUCACCCCAGCAUCCGGCCCUUUUGACACGCCCGACGACACCGAAGUCAGCUACAAUGCCCGCCCACUCCCAGCCGACUUCGACUAUAAGGUCCUCGGUAUGCACAGCCCACACCUCCGCCUGAACGUAACCGAUGAAGCCUGCGAAGCUUGGAACCAAGCCAACGAACACGCAGUUAUCAUUAUCCCUCUCUACAUGGCGUUCUCCCUCACGAAAAUGCAAGAGGCAAAAGACCACGCCUCCACCUUCAUUAAAAGAGCGUUCCCAGACUCAGCAGAAACACUUAGCACCAUACCGGCUGCCAAUGCGAUUGACGCCCAGGGAGACGACCCCCUCCCCUGGGGUAUCAUGAUCGAUGGCUUGACACUCUGCGAUGCCGCAACGCUCCUCUACCACCAAUUCUGGCUCUCCAAAGCAUUCAGCUUUGUGGCGCACCCAGCCUCCGAGUUCACCUCCGACUGGAUUGGAAACUGGGCAUUCGCAGCCACGGCCAGAGACCGCACGGCUGUCCAAACGUGCCUAAAAACCACCCUGAACCGCCCCUCCUCGAAAAUUGGGAAAUACCUUGUCGAAAAUGUCCCCGACAACUACAAACGUCUAACAAUAAUCGACUCAGCACGAUCAAGUCCCCACACCCCGAAGACAUCGUGA
Molecule: messenger RNA, 1017 nt
Organism: Cantharellus anzutake
Lineage: Eukaryota; Fungi; Basidiomycota; Agaricomycetes; Cantharellales; Hydnaceae
Exons: 3
Coding region: 139-1017 (292 amino acids)
Source: RefSeq, a predicted model, not a curated record